GGGUGUAUGCUUAGCUGCAGUUUGUUAUUAAUUAUCUUUAAAGCAAAACAAUGGAUAAUUCGAAUGGAAUACACUAUAUUGAGCUAUCACCAAAUCCCAUACGCUUCGAUGCUGUGAGCCAGCUAACAAAUGUAUUUUUCGAUGACUCUAACAAGCAGAUAUUUGCUGUUCGAUCUGGAGGAGCUACAGGGGUGGUGGUCAAAGGACCCGGCUCCACCGAGGACACAGUCAUCUCCUUUUGCAUGAGCGACCGUGGUGGUGCUAUUCGUUCCAUUAAAUUCUCACCGGAUAAUCAAAUCCUUGCUGUUCAGCGAAAGGAAAAUGCUGUGGAGUUUAUAUGUUUCCAGGGGGAUCAACCCCUGCUACAGGAGAUCAUAACCCACCAGGUGAAGACCAUUAUCCAUGGCUUCGUGUGGGUCCACAACAGGGAAGUGGCCUUGAUUUCCAAUACGAGCGUGGAGGUUUAUACUGUGGUGCCGGAAAAGCGACAAGUGCGGUCUGUAAAAUCCCUAAGCAUCGGUAUUAAAUGGUUCGCCUGGUGCUGCGAUGCCAAUGUGGCUCUGCUCUGCACCAGCGAGGGAAACUCCCUGAUUCCAGUCCUGGUCAAACAGAAGGUGAUCACAAAGCUGCCCAAAGUGGACUUAGGCAGUCCAAGUCGCGAUGUCCAGGAGAGCAAGGUAACUCUGGGUCAAGUGUACGGUGUCUUGGCGGUUCUUAUUUUGCAGUCGAAUAGCAGCUCUGGACUGAUGGAAGUAGAGGUGCACUUACUAAAUGGACCCGGUUUGGCUCCACGCAAGUGCCACGUCCUUCGCUUGAGCCUGGUGGGACGCUUUGCCAUCAACACAGUAGACAAUCUGAUUGUUGUGCACCAUCAGGCCUCUGGAACUUCGCUGCUCUUCGAUAUUUCCCUUCCCGGGGAGGUGAUCGAUGAAAUAACCUAUCAUACUCCCAUAACACCAGGUCGAUCGAUCAAACCUUUCGGCUUAAAGCUGCCGUCUCUGUCGCCCGAUGGACAAAUCUUGCAGUGCGAGUUGUAUUCCACUCACUGGGUGCUGUUCCAGCCAAACAUUGUUAUUGAUGCCAAGUUGGGUUGCAUGUGGUUUUUAAACCUUUGCAUCGAACCCUUGUGCCAACUAAUAUGUGAUCGCAUUCGGCUCACAGAGUUUCUGCUGCAGCGCAGCAGUGGCAAACAGGUGCUAUUAAAAGUCGUGGGACAGCUAGUUGAUGAUCAAUACAAAGGAACACUGCUGCCAGUUUUGGAGACAAUAUUCAGCCGGAUCAACAAAGUAUAUGCUUCCUGGGUGCAGUUGGAGCUGCAAAAUCAAACCGCUCAGCCCUCGAAUGUAAAGACUUCCACUCUGAAACAAAGUACACCACCCAUUGUGCUUAUAGAGCAGUUGGAUAUGGUGCAAAUUUUCCAGCGCAUUGCCCGUCGUCCUUAUACGGAAGCUAUUUUAAUGCUUUAUCUCCAAUCCUUAAAUAAGUAUAACAUUGCUGCCCAGGAGGAGUUGAGCAAAAUGAUUAUAAGCGAGCUUAUCAACAACCGGAGCUUUGACACCUUGAGACGUUUGGUCAGCUACUCAAUGCUACAGGAGUCCAAGUCAGUGGCUUGCUUUUUGCUAGCCCAUUCAGAUGUGGAUACGGCUAUUUCCCAGGUGGCUAUCGAUAUGUUGGGCAGAAUUCAGGCACAUGAGAUAAUUAUUGAAGUCAUGUUGGGACAGGGAAAAGUUAUCGAUGCUUUAAGACUGGCUAAGAACUCCAUGGGUCUCGAUAAAGUGCCAGCUCGCAAAUUCCUGGAGGCGGCUCACAAGACAAAAGAUGAUCUCAUCUUUCACAGCGUUUUCAGAUUCUUCCAAAUGAGAAACCUGAAGCUUUAUGAGACUUUGUCUUUUCCAAAGGCUGAACAAUGCACGGAGUUUAUACAGCAUUAUAACAACACUUUUCCUGCUGACAACCCUUCAAGACCACCAAUUUGUUGAAUGAAAUAAUUAAUAUGAGUAAAAUGUGAUUACUGUAAUUCAAAGUGUGCUUGAAAAGUAUGAAUAUACUAUACUUUUGUAUUAAA
Molecule: messenger RNA, 2065 nt
Organism: Drosophila ficusphila
Lineage: Eukaryota; Metazoa; Arthropoda; Insecta; Diptera; Drosophilidae
Gene: Bulli
Product: regulator of MON1-CCZ1 complex
Exons: 7
Coding region: 51-1979 (642 amino acids)
Biological process (GO): regulation of autophagy
Cellular component (GO): lysosomal membrane; late endosome membrane; Mon1-Ccz1 complex
Source: RefSeq, a predicted model, not a curated record